This is a messenger RNA of Malania oleifera, 871 nucleotides long. RefSeq names its product DNA-directed RNA polymerases II, IV and V subunit 11-like. The transcript has 5 exons. NCBI's taxonomy places the organism in Eukaryota, Viridiplantae, Streptophyta, Magnoliopsida, Santalales, Ximeniaceae. Gene Ontology annotation, molecular function: protein dimerization activity; DNA binding. Bases 144 to 494 code for a protein of 116 amino acids. Gene Ontology annotation, biological process: transcription by RNA polymerase II. The record is from RefSeq and is a predicted model, not a curated record. Gene Ontology annotation, cellular component: RNA polymerase II, core complex.
GGGUAUAAUGAGUCCAAGAGUUACAGUAGAAAAAUGAGUUCGCCUACGCAGCCCUAGACUAUCCUCAACGGAUACCACACAACCUUCAGUCUCGACGCAUACCCUUUUUCCCUUCGGUAGCGAAACGAAGCGGGGAGAGAAUCAUGAACGCCCCUGAUCGUUACGAGCGAUUUGUAGUCCCUGAAGGCACCAAGAAGGUUUCAUAUGAGCGAGACACGAAGAUCAUUAACGCUGCUUCCUUCACAAUCGAGCGAGAAGACCACACAAUCGGCAACAUUCUCCGCAUGCAGCUUCACAGGGACGAUAAUGUCCUUUUCGCAGGCUACAAGCUUCCCCAUCCUCUUCAAUACAAAAUCUUAGUCAGGAUUCACACAACUAGCCAGUCUUCCCCAAUGCAAGCAUAUAACCAGGCUAUCAAUGAUUUGGACAAGGAGCUUGAUCACUUGAAAAAUGCAUUUGAGGUGGAAGUGGCAAAACAUUCAAGGGAGUUCUAGAGUAUGAAGUCAAGGAAGCCAGUUCUUGUGAUGGGCGCUGGCUGAUGGAGCUGAGGAAGUAAACUGUAAUUCACUUGUUUCACAUCAUUUGAUUGGUUUAAACUUUUGUUAUCUCCAACAUGGCACUGGUCAACAACCAGCAUGCCUCAGCGCUGUGCAGAAGUGCUUAAAUGCCUUGUGCUCUUAUCUGGCUGCAGCCUACAGUUUCCAACCCUCUUAUCCUCUUUGGGCUUUCCCUCCUUAUCCCCCCCCUUUUUUUUCUUUGACAUAUGAAAGGAUCGACUUCGGACAUUAAGAAAUUUGAAGUGUUGAAGUUAGGCAACGUGAUGUAGAAUUAUAGUAACGUUAAAUCUAAAUUUUAAAUUUGUUCUUCCAAA